Biomphalaria glabrata is the source of this 2101-nucleotide messenger RNA. Its product is annotated as probable UDP-sugar transporter protein SLC35A4. The coding region runs from base 426 to 1373 and encodes 315 amino acids. Gene Ontology annotation, cellular component: Golgi membrane. Gene Ontology annotation, biological process: pyrimidine nucleotide-sugar transmembrane transport. Gene Ontology annotation, molecular function: pyrimidine nucleotide-sugar transmembrane transporter activity. The record is from RefSeq and is a predicted model, not a curated record. The transcript has 10 exons. Lineage: Eukaryota; Metazoa; Mollusca; Gastropoda; Planorbidae.
AUCUAUAAUCUAUAUGAUCUUCUAGAUCUAGAAUAUAAUAAAUUUAGUCAUGAGUGGCAAGUGACAUGAAGAUGAGUGUGUUUGUGAAAUUUAUUUAAUGAUUACAUUUAUUCAACCAUAACUGGCAUAACAGUGCAAAUAUGCAUAACAAUACCAUUAACAUUAAAGUAAUAUUAUUAUUAGUUCUAGAUCUAGAUCUAUAUUAAUAUUAAUAGAUCUACUUAGUCAAAUCUAAGUUAGUUAAUCCAACAUCUAGAUCUAGUUUACGUAAUUUAGUCUAUUAGAAUAGCCUACUUGGAGUUAGACUUGUAGAGUCUAGGUAUAGAAUAUAGAUGGAAUCAACAAGUCACAUUUAUUCACAAUGAAAUCAAUGGAAAGCAGGGGUUAAUGAUUGGUUGUGUCAAAAAAGAAUAAUUAAAUCUAUUAUGUCAGUGAAUUGUAGACAACUGUUGUGGGGUUUUGUUCUUUUUCUAGUGGUAUUAAUGUAUGGCUGCUAUGGUGUAUUAAUAGACCUGUGUAAAGUAGAUGGAGAAAUUCCAUUUCUUACAGCAUCAUCAGUAUUGUUGACAGAAAUUUUAAAGCUGUUCAUUUGUCUCUUGGUCUUGUUAGCUCAAUACAAAGUACAUCUACUCCCUUUGUUAACAUGGAAGGUAGUUCUUCCCUUUUCUUUGCCUGCACUAUGUUAUGCUGUGAACAACAAUCUGGCAGUAUUCAUGCAGACACAGAUGGAUCCAGCUACAUAUAUGAUUCUUGGUAAUUUAAAAAUUGUGACAACAGCUAUUCUGUAUAAAAUCAUUAUCAACAAAAAAUUCAGUGACAUCCAGUGGCUGGCUAUCUGUUUACUGACUAUUGGUGGAAUCAUAAACAGUAUUGCUGCCCUUAAAGGCAAAACUCUAGCACUUUCAGAAAUUCAUACAACAUUCCUUGGCUUGGCUAUACUUCUUUGUUACUGCUUUAUCUCUGGCUUUGCUGGUGUUUAUACUGAAUAUAUCCUGAAGAAAAACUUAGAGUUGUCUGUGUUUUAUCAAAAUGUACUACUCUACACGUUUGGGGUCAUGUUUAAUCUUAUUUGUUGGCUUGUUCAAGCUUAUCAGAAAUAUGUUUCAACCAAUCAAAAUUACUUUGACAUCUUUCACGGGUACUCACUCUACACAUGGACUGUUAUUAUAACACAGGCUAUGACUGGCAUUUUAUUUUCCCUUAUCAUGAAAUACAACAGUAACAUUGUUCGACUGUUUAUUAUUGCUGCAGCUCCAUUUGUGACAACAGCUCUGUCUUAUUACCUGUUUGACUUACACAUACACAGCGAGUUUGUUAUCUCAGCAUUCUUCAUUUUAAUUGCAGCACUCAUCUACAAUUAUAAUCCAACUUGAUAACCAAAGUUGAUGUGUCUGUUGUUUAUUAAAAAUGAUUCUUAAAAUUAUAUGACAACUAUUACAUCUGCAUUUAGUUUCAGUGCAUUUGUUAUAAAAGCAAAUAAUUUCUUGAGUUGUGUGCGACCCACUACUUCAUUUUCUAGUCCUAAUUACUUUUAGAUUUUGUGUGUGUAGUCUUGUGUAGUUUUAAAUGCUUAGGAUGUGUAUAUGUAUAUAUCCUUGAGUUUUUUAAUGGUGUUGGAUUCUGAGUUGGGUCAUAGCUUUACUAUCAGAUAUAUUUAAUGUGCAAAUUAUUUGUAAGUUAUGUUUAUGACAAUAAACAGGCAGUUGUAGAAUGAUUGACAAAUAGAAACGAUGAAUAUGAAAUUCAUUCCCAUAGUUUCAUUCAUAUAUUAAAUUAACCUCUGGUAAUAUUGUAUUAGAUAUACCAAAAAUUAUUAUUUAAGAUGCCACAGAUAUAAUGAGAUUUGAAAAUUACUUUUUAUAAUUAUUCAUUUUUGUAUUUUUUUGAAAAAUGUAAAAUAAAAAGUUUUGAAGGAGAGAAGCUGCAAAUAAUUUGAUUUAGUUGAAAAGUUGCUAUUAAUUGUUAAUCAAACAAUUUUAAGUAUUUCUAUGAGAUUUAUUUCUAAGUAAAAGUGUAUCACAAAUUGUAAUGAUCAUUUUCGGUCUUCUACUUUUUCUUUUCACUACUGCUCUAACAUUGAGAAGUGUGGAUUGGGUUAAAA